Messenger RNA from Talaromyces rugulosus, 1182 nucleotides. RefSeq lists its product as uncharacterized. The record is from RefSeq and is a predicted model, not a curated record. Lineage: Eukaryota; Fungi; Ascomycota; Eurotiomycetes; Eurotiales; Trichocomaceae. The annotation marks the transcript as partial. Gene Ontology annotation, molecular function: ATP binding; protein kinase activity. Gene Ontology annotation, biological process: protein phosphorylation; spliceosomal complex assembly; regulation of mRNA processing. The transcript is spliced from 5 exons.
CUGAUUGGGUGGCAGUUGACAUGCGACAACAGUCUUCCUUUUCAGGCAGCUCAGUCCUUUAUAACAGCCAGUGCCGUGAAUUUGGACAACAAAAUGAAGCGAAUCCCACGAUAUGCUCGCAAAUUAUGCAAAUAUAAUAUCUUCCAGCCGUUAUACUGUCGUCCACCGUCAAAUCCGCUUCUCAAAUCGAUCCCUGUGAACCACACACCGCGUCGUACUAUCGCCUCAUCACCGUCCUCACAAUGGACAUCUGUUCCUCGAAAAUUCCCAGUUUCUGGCUUCGAAUUGUUAGACACGAAUAUAGAAAUUGAAGAAGAGACUCUUCCAACUUACCAGCCUGAGAAAUAUUAUCCUGUUCAGCAGGGAGAAAUACUCAACGACCGAUAUCAAACAAUCGCCAAAGUGGGCUAUGGAGUGACAUCCACUGUGUGGUUUGGCCGGGAUUUGCUUUCUUCCAAAUAUGUCGUUUUGAAAGUGUACGUCGCAGGCCAACACCGACAUCGAGAAUUGGGCAUCUAUGAGCACUUCAACUGCAUAGAGACAAAGCACCCUGGUAAAAAAUGGAUUCGCUUGCUCAUCGACCAUUUUGUGAUAAAAGGCCCGCAUAGCUCUCAUAUCUGCCUUGUUCAUGAACCUCUAGGGAUAACUGCAGAUUACGUGAUGAAGUUCAUGCCCAAUCGAUCAAUGGAUCUCGAAAGCAUGAAACGGUGUCUGAGACAGUUGCUUGUCUCUUUGGAUUUCUUGCAUUGUCAGGCCAAAGUAGUUCAUACAGUGGAUAUUUGGAGUGCCGCCAUGGUUGCUUGGGACAUUGUUAGUCCUCGUACGUUGUUUGAUGGCAGAAAUGCAGAUGGAAUCUUUGAUGACCGAGUCCACCUUGCUGAGAUGAUUGCACUUCUUGGUCCCCCGCCACCGGAAUUUCGUGCAUGCCACAAGCUGAGCUCUGUCUUUUGGGACGAUGAUGGAAAUUGGAAAGACCUGGCUCCAAUCCCUGAAAUCACAGUGGAAAAAUUAGGAGCUGACAUUGAAGGCGAGGAUAAAGAAGGUUUCUUUCGAUGGAUCCGAUCGGUCUUGCAGUGGAACCCGGAGGAUCGGCCAACGGCGGAGGAAAUGGUAUACGAUGAGUGGUGCAUAAGGGGUAUUAAAGUGCAACAAAAGGAGCAAAAUACACAUGCUAAAAGUUAG